Messenger RNA from Emiliania huxleyi CCMP1516, 963 nucleotides. RefSeq lists its product as hypothetical. Bases 1 to 963 code for a protein of 320 amino acids. The record is from RefSeq and is a predicted model, not a curated record. The transcript is spliced from 4 exons. Gene Ontology annotation, molecular function: protein binding. Lineage: Eukaryota; Haptophyta; Isochrysidales; Noelaerhabdaceae.
AUGUCCGCACACGCGCUGGCGGAGGUAGCCACUGCGGUGGCGGGCGGCUCGCCUUCCUCCGGAGGCAGUCCUCGCGGCGGGAGCGGCAGCCGCUCGUCGCUCCGCCCUCGGCGAAGCAAGGAGAGGGAGGGCGAGACGGUCGAGGGGCCUCCGCCUGACUUCCGCUGCCCCGCGGCCCAGCCUCCGCCUAGCUUCCGCUGCCCCCUGUCCGGCGAGCUCAUGCAGGACGCAGUCCGGCUGGGCGACCGCUCCUUCUCUUCGGCGAGUCUGCGAGGGCGCGGGAUGUCAACUUGGAGGCCGCACACACUCCUCCCCAAAGCGGAUCACGUGCUGCGCAGCCAGGUCCAUGACUGGCUGUGCGAGCGGUACGCGUCGGUGGUCCUGCGCUUGCGCAUGGUCUCGGCCGUCACGGAGAUCGCGGCCGCCGGCGGCGUCCGCGCGCUUGUCGCGAUGCUCUUGGCUGAGAGCCCCGAGGAGUCCAAGGCGGCCGCUUGCGAGGCGAUCUGGCAUCUGGCGACCGGCAGCGGAGAGAACAGGGCCCUGCUCGUGCAGGAGGGCGCACUCCCUCCCGUGGUUGCGCUCGUCUCCUCGCAGGUUGCGCAGAGCGCCGCCGUCCGAGUGCUGCGCCAAGUUGCUGUGGACGUCGAGCACGCGCGGCGCCUUGUCGACGCCGGCGUCAUCCACCCGCUGCUGCAGCUCUUCAUCGACGCCAGCCCGGCGCGGGACUUGCUCUGCUUCCUGAGGGAGGAGGAUGUGGAGGGGUCGCACGACUCCUGGCUCCAGCAGCUCGCGGGGCCCUUCUCCGGCUCUGCGCCACCCGCCGCUUCCUCCUGGUCCUCCUCCGGCUCGCAGGAGUCGCCCCCAAGCAGCCCUGUGUCGGAUCCGUCGGCCAAAACCUCGAGCCAAAAUCCCCACUGGGCCGGGACCGCCGGGAGCAACCUUAAGGCGGCUCCUGUGUCCUGA